Molecule: messenger RNA, 771 nt
Organism: Exophiala aquamarina CBS 119918
Lineage: Eukaryota; Fungi; Ascomycota; Eurotiomycetes; Chaetothyriales; Herpotrichiellaceae
Exons: 1
Coding region: 1-771 (256 amino acids)
Source: RefSeq, a predicted model, not a curated record
AUGAGGUUGCUUUUGCUUGGCGUUACCGGCAACGUCGGUAGCCGGGCUUUACCAGCCCUGGUCAAACAUGGCCACACUGUCGUCGCAUACGUCCGCUCGCCUCAGAAGCUCACGCCCGCAGUGAGGACUUCGUUGGCCGACGUGGUUGUCGGCUCGGCCACGGACACGCAGGCAAUAAAGAAUGCCCUCCUCGACCACCGCUGCGAAGCUGUCUUUCACGCCGCCGGCGUGGCUCAGCAGUGGGGCCACUCCAAAACUCUUGAGUACAACACCAUCUUCGCGGCCGUGGCCGCCGCCAUUGUGGAAGCCCGACGUGAGCGCGGCGGCCCGGCAAUUCGUGCCUGGCUGAUGUCCGGCUUCCCUAUGUUGGACAGCAUCAAUCCACCACAUCUCAUCGGAGACUAUCUCCCCCUAUUUCCCGAGCAUCGUAAAAAUCUAACCCUCCUCCGGGCACAAGAAGAGGAAAACAUUGCCUGGUCACUAUUUUGCGCCGCCCAACUGACACCCAAGCACAAGGAAGCUCUGAUUCUCGCACCGAACGACUGCUCGGCCGAUAACGUGAUUGCCAAAGCGGAAUCCCCCCCAGACUGGCGGGACACGCUCAAGUGGGUGCCGCUGAUGGGGAACUAUUUGAACAUCAUGACUCAGGCGGCUAGUUACGGGACUUCUAUAGAGGAUCCACUAGACUUCAUUGCUGCCGACUUGGAGAAGGGACUACAGAGCGAAUUUGUCAACAGACGAGUCGCUUUUAAGCAGAAGAACAAGGAAUAG